Messenger RNA from Schizosaccharomyces japonicus yFS275, 1451 nucleotides. RefSeq names its product Sir2 family histone deacetylase Hst2. Gene Ontology annotation, cellular component: rDNA heterochromatin; chromosome, subtelomeric region; mating-type region heterochromatin. Gene Ontology annotation, biological process: rDNA heterochromatin formation; pericentric heterochromatin formation. The transcript is spliced from 7 exons. Gene Ontology annotation, molecular function: histone deacetylase activity, NAD-dependent; NAD+ binding; NAD-dependent protein lysine deacetylase activity. Lineage: Eukaryota; Fungi; Ascomycota; Schizosaccharomycetes; Schizosaccharomycetales; Schizosaccharomycetaceae. The record is from RefSeq and is a predicted model, not a curated record. The coding region runs from base 219 to 1352 and encodes 377 amino acids.
UACCCUUACUCUUUGAAUUUUGUUACACAGCCCUACCGUGCGUUCUGAGCUCUAGCUACAGACGAAUUGGCGUCUUGAACGGCCCUCGUUUCUCUCUUUUACCCUUGUAUAUUUGCUUUUAGGGACGACUUGUACUGAACAUUUAAAAAAAUAUUUCUGUUUCUACGGUGUUAGCUUUUUUUGGAUUCUUGCGUUGACGUGAUUACUUUUUGGAUAGAAUGGACUCUCAGGCUGUUGAGAACGAGAAAAUUUUAAAGAAUGUUGCUGAUGAUAUAAAGAAUGGGAAAUACAAAAACAUUUGUGUGAUGGUCGGUGCAGGCAUCAGCACCGCUGCGGGUAUUCCAGACUUCAGAAGCCCCAAAACUGGUAUAUACCAUAACUUGCAAAAAUUCAAUUUGCCGUAUGCAGAAGCCAUCUUUGACUUGGAGUACUUUCGUGAAAACCCGAAACCAUUCUUCGAGCUGGCAUAUGAACUAAUGCCUGGCCGUUACAUGCCUACACCCACGCAUUACUUUCUACGCCUAAUGAACGAGAAAGGCCUUAUGUUACGAUGUUUCACUCAAAAUAUCGAUACCCUUGAACGUAUCGCGGGUGUGCCCGAAGAUAAAAUUGUCGAGGCGCAUGGAUCGUUUCAGUACAACCGCUGUAUUGAGUGCAAGGAAAUGGCUGACUCUGGCUAUGUCAGACAUUGCAUUGAAACAAAGGAUGUUCCUUUGUGCGAGAAAUGCAAAGGUUAUGUGAAACCAACAAUUGUGUUUUACGGUGAAGGCUUGCCUAGUCGCUUCUUUGACUGCAUGUAUGAGGACAUGGAGAAAUGUGAUUUGGCUUUGGUUAUCGGAACAAGUUUACUGGUCCAUCCCUUCGCUGAUCUUCCUGAAAUUGCAACCGAAAACUGCCAACGACUUCUCAUCAACCGUGAAGUUGUUGGCGAUUUUAGUGAGCGUGAAUCCGACCUUAUGGUCCUGGGCGAUUGCGACGCGUUGGUGCGUCAGCUGUGUAAGUACCUUGAUUGGGAAAAGGACCUUGACGAGUUGGUGAAAGCCAACAACGAAGUUGAUCUUCUUGCUGACGUUAUGUCCAACGUGACUUUGGAACCGAAGUUGAAGGGAACAAAUGUUGAAGAGGACACAGAGGAUGAAAAGGAAGGUGUUACGGGAGCACUUCCGGGAACUAUCUCUAUCUCUGAUGGAGCUACUGAAAACGAUGGGGCAGAGGAAAUUGUUUCAACGGGACAAAAACCAAACACACAGAACUCGGAACCCGAAGCCAGAGAAUCUUCUACGACUACCGUUAUUAAACCUGCAGCUGCUAAGGAGCCCGACAAGUCUAAGGUUGAGAGAAGACAAAAAUAGUUAUUACUAGCUGUAGUGAAUAGUAAUAGAUCAAUAGCUGAAAGCACUCCGUCAAAAGCAAAAGGAAGUCGAGAAUCACACUCCUCGACCUAAAGCAAC